AUGUCUAUAGUAGUAGAAGAUAAAGAAGAUCAGUUAUGGAAUAACAUAGAACAACAUAAACCAAAUCAACCACCAAAAUAUCUUGGUUUCGUAGCUGGUAUGGCUAGUGGAAUUAUGAAAAAUUUAGUGGGACAUCCAUUCGAUACUGUAAAAGUACGAUUACAAACAGCACCGCAAGGACAAUUUUCAGGACCAGUAGAUUGUGUACUCAAAACUUUUAAACAUGAAGGUAUAUUUGGAUUUUUCAAGGGGAUGACACCACCUUUAAUUGGUUGGGUAUUGAUGGAUUCGGUAAUGCUUGGAAGUUUACAUGUAUAUCGUCGAUAUGUGAAAGAUUUACUAUAUCCUAAUGAGUCAAAACUUCCAUUAUUAGGUCACGUUAUAGCUGGGUUUGGAUCCGGUAUGACUGUGAGUUUUGUAGCUGCUCCCAUUGAACAAUUUAAAGCAAGAUUACAAGUUCAAUAUGAUUCAAAAACAAAAUUAUAUAACGGACCAAUUGAUGUAGCUACAAAAUUGUAUAAGAGCUCAGGUAUACGAGGUAUUUAUAGUGGUUUAUUUGCAACUAUAAUAUUCAGAACUAAUUUUAUAUUUUGGUGGGGGUCAUAUGAAUUAUUUACCCAAUAUUUUGAAAACAAGACUAAUUUAUCCAAACCUGCUAUUAAUUUUUGGAGUGGUGGAUUAUCUGCUACUGUGUUUUGGAUAUUUGCUUAUCCUGCAGAUGUUGUGAAACAAACAAUAAUGACUGAUUCGCCAAUGAGAUCACAACGUAAAUUUCCACAUUGGAUAGAUGCAGUUAAGUAUAUAUACAAUGAAAAAGGAUUGAGAGGAUUUACUAAAGGUUUUGGUCCAAGUAUACUUCGAUCAUUUCCAGCCAAUGCUGCUGCUUUGGCUGCUUUUGAGGCUGUUAUGAGAUAUUUACACUAG
This is a messenger RNA of Insectozyma verbasci, 924 nucleotides long. The record is from the annotation of a GenBank genome assembly. Lineage: Eukaryota; Fungi; Ascomycota; Pichiomycetes; Serinales; Debaryomycetaceae.